AUGUCUGAACAGCCCUCCAGCGAACCUCGGAUCAAGUCUCACAAAAGAAAUACUGCUCAUCGAAGACGCCGUGAUGAUGAUGACUUUGACGAGCGCUGGGGUGACGAAGAGAUCUUGGAAGAUGAAGAACACCAUGAAGAGUCGGAUUUGGUGGAGUCCUCAUCCAAACGGGUAAAAUUGUCCGAUGGAUCGGCUUCUCAUCGCGCCUCACCGCCGGAGACAGAGGAAGAGAAAGCCCAAAGAGAAAGAGAUCGGGAUUUAAAGGAGCGAGACGAAUUUGCCAAAAGACUGGCCCAGCGUGAUGAAGAGCGAGCCAAAAAGAUUGUGGAAGACAGAUCCUCAGCCAAAGACAGCGUCACUGCCCAACGAAGAGCUUUGGCUGAUGAUGCCGCUGCAAGAGCGGCCGCCAUGCCGGAUUUGAGAAUCCGCUCCCGCCAAGACUAUCUCAAGAAAAGAGAAGCGGAAAGACUGGCACUAUUGCGCAAACAAGUCGCUGAAGAACAGGCCGAACUAAGGGACAAUCCCGAUCUUUCAAGGAGAGAAAAGGAAGAGUUUGCACGAAAUAAAGAAAUCCUGCGUCUUGCCGAGGAGAGAUUGAGCAUCGAUGAUCAUCUGGACGGCUAUGCUCUCCCAGAGGACUACCUCACGGAGAAGGGAAAGAUCGAUAGACGGAAAAAGGAGCAGGCCCUUUACCAACGGUAUGUCGACAGGGACGAGACCGGCCGAGAGCGAUAUGUCACCGAGCAUGAGGAAUGGGAGAAAGAGCAAACCAAACGAGCCGAAGGACAGAUUAAGAGAGCAGAGUUGGUCGACGAGGGCGAUUAUCGCUACGUCUUUGAUGAGAGUCAGCAGAUGAAAUUCAUCAUGUCGGAGACCCUGGGGGGGGACCUGGGAAAAGGAAAGACCAGAGAACAGAGAGAAUGGGCCGAGCGGUUGGGUGCAGCAGAAGCUCGAGCCAGGAGUGUAGAAGAAACCCGAAAAAGCCUCCCAAUCUACCAAUUCCGGGAUGAGAUCAUUCAAGCAGUCAAAGAUCAUCAGGUCUUGAUCAUUGUCGGUGAGACGGGAAGCGGCAAGACGACUCAAAUACCACAGUAUCUGCAUGAAGCUGGUCUUACCGAGGGAGGAAUGAAGAUCGGGUGUACCCAACCUCGAAGAGUGGCGGCCAUGUCUGUUGCGGCCAGAGUGGCGGAGGAAAUGGGCAAGCGGUUGGGGAAUGAAGUGGGUUACGCCAUCCGAUUCGAGGACAAGACCAGUGACAAGACUGUCCUCAAGUACAUGACUGACGGCAUGUUGUUAAGAGAACUGCUCACCGACCCGGAGUUGUCCCAAUAUUCAGCACUCAUGAUUGAUGAAGCACACGAACGGACAGUCAGCACUGAUAUCGCCUGUGGAUUGUUGAAGGACAUUGCACGAGCACGACCGGAUCUGAAGCUGCUCAUUUCUUCGGCGACGAUGGACGCCAGGAAGUUCCAGAAGUACUUUGAUGAUGCACCCAUCUUUAAUAUCCCCGGCAGAAGGUAUGCGGUGGACGUUCAUUACACUGCACAACCGGAGGCCAACUACCUAGCAGCCGCCAUUACGACCGUCUUCCAAAUACACAUCACACAGGGAGCCGGCGACAUCCUGGUAUUUCUCACCGGUCAAGAGGAGAUCGAAGCCAUGGAAGCCAACUUGCAAGAAACGGCCCGGAAACUGGGAAGCAAAAUCAAAGAAAUGAUUAUCUGUCCCAUCUACGCCAAUCUACCGACGGAUUUACAGGCCAAAAUCUUCGAACCCACUCCACCGGGGGCUAGGAAGGUCGUGCUGGCGACCAAUAUUGCCGAGACGUCCUUGACCAUUGACGGAAUCGUUUACGUGAUUGACCCUGGAUUUGUCAAAGAAAACCAGUACAAUCCACGAACGGGCAUGGAGUCAUUGGUGGUGGUUCCGUGCAGCCGUGCUUCGGCUGGCCAGCGUGCCGGUCGAGCGGGACGAGUGGGUCCGGGCAAAUGUUUUCGUCUCUACACUGCUCAGGCCUACAAGAACGAGUUGGAAGAGAAUACCACGCCGGAAAUUCAAAGAACCAACCUGACCGGAGUCAUCCUCAUGCUCAAAAGUCUAGGAAUCAACGAUCUCCUCGACUUUGAUUUUAUGGAUGCCCCGUCCACAGACACGAUUGUUCGAGCAGUGGAACAGCUCUAUGCGCUUGGGGCGUUUAACAGCGAGGGAGAAUUGACCAAAAUUGGUCGUCAAAUGGCCGAAUUUCCUACCGAUCCCAUGCUUGCACGAUCAAUUCUGGCGGCCGACAAAUACGGUUGUGUUGAGGAGGUGCUUUCCAUCAUUGCCAUGUUAGGUGAAGCAUCUGCGCUAUUCUUCCGACCCAAAGACAAGAAAAUCCAUGCCGACAGUGCGAGAGCCAGAUUCACGAACAAGGAUGGUGGUGACCAUCUGACGCUCCUGAAUGUUUUCCAAGAAUGGACGGAUUCCGACUACAGCUACGUCUGGGCACGAGAGAACUUUUUACAGCAAAGAAGUCUGACGAGGGCGCGAGAUGUGCGGGAUCAGUUGGCAAGAUUGUGUGAUCGAGUCGAAGUGGAUGCCAGCAAGAGUUGUGGUGGUCAGUCGAAUAUCGAACCGAUUCAGAAAGCCAUUACAGCUGGCUUCUUCCCGCAUUCCGCGAGGUUGCAACGUGAUGGCCAGAGUUAUCGGACAGUUAAAAAUGGACAAGUCGUCUACAUUCAUCCAUCGAGUGUGUUGAUCGAGAAUCAACCCAAGUGGGUCAUAUAUCAUGAAUUGGUCUUGACGAGCAAGGAAUAUAUGAGGAGCUGCAUGCCUUUGAAACCAGAAUGGUUGAUUGAAGUUGCUCCCCAUUACUACAAGAAGAAGGACUUGGAAUCUUUGGGGGUGGAAAGAAAGGUUCCCCGGGGUGAAGGCAAGGCUCAGAGCAAGAUAUGA
Messenger RNA from Rhinocladiella mackenziei CBS 650.93, 2934 nucleotides. RefSeq lists its product as uncharacterized. Gene Ontology annotation, cellular component: intracellular anatomical structure; catalytic step 2 spliceosome. Gene Ontology annotation, molecular function: RNA binding; ATP binding. The record is from RefSeq and is a predicted model, not a curated record. Bases 1 to 2934 code for a protein of 977 amino acids. Lineage: Eukaryota; Fungi; Ascomycota; Eurotiomycetes; Chaetothyriales; Herpotrichiellaceae. The transcript has a single exon.